CCUUUUGCUCCUUUCCCCAAGCAACUAAUCAAAUCUACAAGAGAUGUCUACUGAAACAAAGGUCGUGUCAACCAACUGGAGAUUGGUCCAAGUCGGUAGAGUUGUUUUGGUCCAAAACAAGUUAGCCGCAGUCGUUGAAAUCAUUGAUCAAAAGAGAGUUUUAAUCGAUGGUCCAUCCGUCCAAAGACAAUCUAUCAGUUUAGGUAAGGUUGUUUUGACUCCACUUGUCUUAGACACCCUUCCAAGAGGUGCCAAGACCGGUAUUGUCACCAAGAAGUGGGCUGCUUCUGAAAUCGACGCCAAGUGGGCUAAGACCAGCUGGGCCAAGAAGAUUGCACAAAGAGAAACCAGAUCUCAAUUGUCUGAUUUCGAAAGAUUCCAAGUUUUGGUUUUAAAGAAACAAAGAAACUUUGCUGUCAAGAAAGCUUUGGCUAAGGCUUAAAUCAAUCAUAUUAGUAGAUAAAUUCAAAUACAGU
This is a messenger RNA of Pichia membranifaciens NRRL Y-2026, 476 nucleotides long. RefSeq lists its product as hypothetical. The record is from RefSeq and is a predicted model, not a curated record. The transcript has 2 exons. Gene Ontology annotation, molecular function: RNA binding; structural constituent of ribosome. Bases 44 to 442 code for a protein of 132 amino acids. Gene Ontology annotation, cellular component: ribosome; cytosolic large ribosomal subunit. Gene Ontology annotation, biological process: translation; ribosomal large subunit biogenesis. NCBI's taxonomy places the organism in Eukaryota, Fungi, Ascomycota, Pichiomycetes, Pichiales, Pichiaceae.